AUGAGUAUUUUAUUUCUACCUUUUUCCCUUUUCUCUGGCGAAUUUCUCGAGAAAAUUCCUAAAUUGAGAGAGGUUGCUGUUCAACUUUUGGAAGUGGUACACGUUAGUAGUAGACCAGUUCCUCGUGCUCUUGUUGCGCGAAGGCCUUGGCAUAUUAAAAAAGAACAUCAAAGAUAUUGCAUAGAAAGUGGAAGUAAUAAUAAUAUAUUGUUUAAAGUAAUUGAAUCAACUCAAUUUUAUAUCGCGAAAAAAAAACCGAGAAAUUGUCGUCGCUAUCAUUCAGGAGUACACGUUUUGAAUUGUCGAUACUCGCGUAUAGUAUUUGGUUAUCAUCAAAUAAUCAUUGAUGACGAUGAUAAUGUUAUCGAGAAUGACGAUGGAACGUAUUUACCUGGCUGCACACGACAACGCAUAUCGAAUGUUUGCUUUUUUGUGAAAGUUGAACCAGUUUUCGGCGAAUUUUUGAAGAUUGGUUAUCUGGAAACGAGUACAUCUAAAAGACCACCAACAAAACCGAGUCGAAUUCCUAUUCGUGUAUGGAAUUACAGUCACCCAAGGAGAAAUGCUCAAACAGUUCGACCAAUAGAAAUUAACAAUAAAAGGACCAACACUAAAGAAAAUAACAAGAAAAAAGACAGAGACAGAGAUAAAAAGGUAAAUUUAUCGAAAGAGUUGAUAAAAAAGCGGAGGUGGUGUGUGGUUUCUGGGUUCGAACCGCAUCGACAACGACAACAAAAUGAUAGGAUAUCUAUUCAUAGUAAGAAUAGGUUUAGAAAAUGUUCUGCAUGCGAUCACUUGGAGUUUCGCCAUCUUAAGGGAAUUUGA
Messenger RNA from Ambispora gerdemannii, 825 nucleotides. Lineage: Eukaryota; Fungi; Glomeromycota; Glomeromycetes; Archaeosporales; Ambisporaceae. The record is from the annotation of a GenBank genome assembly.